GCUUCGAGACAACAGAAAUGGCGAACUUUGGUAGUUGACAUUUGCUGUUUAAAUGGAUGCUGCGUAUCUAACAUUGUGGGUUCGCUCAGAACCGUUCGACUAUGGUGCAAUCCACACCCCAUUACCGUCCAAAUUAACUUUACAUAACUUGCACAAAUUAUGUAUUUACUCAAGAAGUAGAGGAAAAGCUGGCUAUCCUAAGAUCAGUUAUUCCUUGUGGAAGCAUGUUGCUUGUUAUAAGCUUGGGAUGUCUGCUGAACAGGCAUGGAUGUACUUUGAAACAUUUGAUAUGCUGUGUGAAACAAGUUUUAAAGAUUCCAACAGUUGGAYAAGGCAGUAUCCUCAUUGUAAAACAACUGAAGAAACAGAGCAUCUGAAAGGACUGAUGUCAGUGAAUACUUUACAGUUUAUAUUAUUCUUAUUUAUCCAACAAAUUCAUAAAAUAUCAUUCAAAGCUUCCCUGGUAUCAGGAGGAGAGGAGUAUCCUUUGCAGACAAAUUUAAUCAUUGCAUAUCUUAUUACGGUUUUCCUUAUGAGUCCAAGCCAGGUUAUAUCAUGUACUUAUGUUUUAAAGAUUAAAGGCAAUAGUGCAGUCAAGACACAAGCAAGAAGAGGUUUUACAAUAAGACAAGUUCAAUGGCCAACACAYUCAAGAUCACCUGAACUAGAUCAUAAAGGAUCCUUUGCAACAAAGAGUCUAGAUGAACACGACCACAUGAUGUUUGUUCUUCAUCAUCUCAAUGAAAUACUAGAGCUUUUAAUGGAACCAGAAUCUAAUUUAAGUGGAACUUCCUCCAGUGAAUCAUGUUUAACGUUAGAAGCUGUAGAUGCUCUUGGGUUUUUGUUCAAUGGAACAAUGGAUGGAAAGAAAGUUCAACCCCUUGAAGAGUUAGCAAGACUACAGCCAGAAUCAAACAAAAGUGGUUAUUCCAAAAUUUCUAGGAGCUUCUCAUUUCGCCAUUUCCAGUCAUGGUUACAGUCACAUUUACAGAUCAGCCCAUUUGGUGUGUCWGCUAUCUURACACAUGGAACAAAAGGCAAAGUCAUGAGUAAUGUUGUUUAUGCACCUUCAAAGCAAAAACUAGUCAUCAUGACACAAGUCUGUAAGCAAACUGUUGCCAAGGCAAGUGAUAUUUAUUCUGGAAGUGAUGUCAAGAUUCACAGGUGUCAUUAUUCCUACAUUUACAUUCUGUGCCCUUUAAGAUCAGUGACAAUCCAAAGGUGUCAUAAUUCAACUAUAGUACUAGGAUGUGUGAAGACAGUGGUCCAUAUUAUUGGUUGUGAAAAUGUAACAUUUAUCAUGGUAUCAAAUAGAGUUGCUAUUAGCGGGUGUGUCAACUGUACAUUCCAUUUAUGCUGUCCUAUGCAGCCACUUAUUCUUAUGGAGAAUGAAAAUAUUACAUUAGCACCAUAUCACACCUUUUACCCAAAGCUAGAAGAUCAUCUGAAAAGCUCAUGGGGUGUAAGAACUAUACCGAAUGAAUGGAAUAAUCCUUUACUGCUGGGCAAUGGUAAUCAAGAUGUUGAUAGCAGCCCAGCCAUUUACCGUGAAUUACCGAUACAUGAAUUUUUCACAUUCAAUAUUCCAUUUAGUCUGAAAGGUUCUACAGAUGCAUCUCCAAUCCCACUACCCUUAAAAUAUGAACAAGCCCUACAGGAGCGAGAAGAUGCCAUCAAUGGUUGGUACCAAAUGGUGAAGAACUCUACCCUUUCCAAGCCUCAACGACAACAACUUCAAAGCGUGGUUCAAAACAGAUUUCAGGACUGGUUAGCUGAAAGUGGUGAAGCAAGUCAACUCAAUGGAUUAGUCCCAUCACAUUCACCUAAACAUGCGCAGGAAUCAACAAAACAUUAAAUUAGGUAGCUUCACGUCUGGUAUAGUAACUGCAAGUUUUACACACCAACAUUUAUAUCAUUAAAUCCAUGAUGUUGAUUAGCGAGCAAUAAUAGUCUUGACAUUGUUCACUUUUCUGAUGGAAUCAAGUUGGGGGCAAAUUUUGAACCUGAAAUGUUUAGAAGGGCCUGAGAUGGAACUAUUUUUGCCUUACUAGAGUACACUGUGAAUAAAAUGAUAUUACUUGAAUAUUCUAUUGUUAAAAGCCCAGAAGUAUUAUUCUUUUUUGACCUGAAAGAGCUCUUAAAUACAAAUAAGAUGUAUUUGACAAUGUAGGCAACACCUUGUAAAAUGAACAAUCAACUUUAAAUUCAGGGGAUGCGAUAAUUGUAUUGAAUGCAUUCAGGGUUUAUAAAGGCGGAUUUAUAUGGUAUAAUUGUCACGUGCGACUUGCAGUAUGUGACUUUCCUGCGACAAGUCAUAGAUUGUGUAUGACUUUUGUAGGCAAGUGAUUUACAUGGCAUGAUUUGGAGCUCAUUUGUGUUGAGUACUAUGAGUCUCAUGCAACAAUUGUACCCUAUAAAUCAGGCCCCUAGAUAUACACAAAAUUAAAGUACAUUCUAAAGUUUUAACACUAGAUGCUUAACUGAAAAAUGUAUAUUUGAUGAGAGAAAGUGCAUUAUCUUGUAAAUAUUAUUAAUAAUUCAACUGUAAGUGUUACUGAAUAAAAAUGUUCAAACAAUACAA
Molecule: messenger RNA, 2581 nt
Organism: Exaiptasia diaphana
Lineage: Eukaryota; Metazoa; Cnidaria; Anthozoa; Actiniaria; Aiptasiidae
Product: TBCC domain-containing protein 1
Exons: 19
Coding region: 53-1855 (600 amino acids)
Biological process (GO): maintenance of Golgi location; maintenance of centrosome location
Cellular component (GO): spindle pole centrosome
Source: RefSeq, a predicted model, not a curated record